ACAGGAAGUAACAACUUUAUAUGGCUCAUGUCUGACAACAUGCACCACCAGUGGCUGCUGCUAGCUGCAUGCUUUUGGGUGAUAUUCAUGUUCAUGGUUGCUAGCAAGUUUAUCACAUUGACUUUUAAAGACCCAGAUGGCUACGGUGCCAAGCCAGAGCCAUUGACACUGACAGCUGUGACGAAAGUGGACGAGGUACAUGUGCGAGAGGAAAAACGUUGGCCUCAAGAAUUCCAGCCAACUGGAAAAGCUUUUUCUGGAAAUCUGAUCCGCCAACCCCUGGUUCAUAUGGAAAGACUUGAGCUUCUCAGGAAUGUCUGCAGAGACACUGCAUUGAGAAAUCUCUCUCACACUGCAGUUUCCAAAUUCGUCUUGGACCGAAUAUUUGUGUGUGACAAGCACAAGAUCCUGUUUUGUCAGACGCCAAAAGUGGGCAACACUCAGUGGAAAAAAGUCUUGAUCGUUUUAAAUGGAGCAUUUUCUUCCAUAGAAGAGAUCCCAGAAAAUAUUGUACAUGAUCAUGAGAAGAAUGGCCUUCCACGCUUGUCCUCCUUCAGUGACUCUGAAAUUAAAAAACGACUGAAUUUAUACUUCAAGUUUUUUAUUGUUAGAGAUCCAUUUGAAAGACUUAUUUCUGCAUUUAAAGACAAGUUUGUGCACAAUCCUCGUUUUGAACCUUGGUAUCGGCAUGAAAUUGCUCCUGGCAUCAUUCGGAAAUAUAGAAAGAAUCGCACAGAGACCAAAGGGCUGCAGUUCGAGGAUUUUGUGCGUUACCUGGGUGACCCUAAUCACCGAUGGCUGGAUGUUCAGUUUGGUGACCACAUAAUUCAUUGGGUAACAUAUGUGGAACUCUGUGCCCCCUGUGAAAUCACCUAUAGUGUGAUCGGACACCAUGAAACCCUGGAGGAUGAUGCUCCAUAUAUCUUGAAAGCAGCCGGCAUAGACCAUCUGGUAUCAUACCCCACGAUUCCACCAGGCAUCACAGUGUACAACAAAACAAAAGUAGAGCGGUAUUUUUCAGGAAUUAGCAAGAGAGACAUAAGACGCCUCUACAUGCGGUUUGAAGGCGAUUUUAAACUCUUUGGUUAUCGGGAGCCAGAUUUCUUGCUUAACUGACACCUAAGAUAAGCUCUGGAAAAGUGUCUCAUGGAUUAAUCUAAACCUGCGUGAAUACCAGCUGCAACACUGACAGAGCUGAGAAUGCCCAUUUGUUUUCUAGCUUUUUGAUGUUGCUCCAUUUUCCAGUGAAAUAUUUGUCAUAUGAACAAGUAGGGGCUUAAAGAUGUUGUUUACUGACCAUAUUUUCAAUAUGUGACAUUACAGUCUGUUAGGAAUGAAGUCUCUGUUAUCUGAAAUACAGAAUUCCAUUUCUCCCCUCUUCCCUUCAGGAAAAAGGAGGGAGAAUGAAUGGGCUAUGAUCUUCCCCUCCCUCUCCCAGACAGGAUGCCAUUUUUAAAACGUUGUGAAGUUUUCAUGGCAGUUUCACUGUAGGUUAACUCAGACAUGUGGGUGAACUUCAUGAUUCAUGCCCAUGAGAAAGAUAUGUAGUCUCCCAUGAACUUUGAAAAUGAGAGGCCAGUACAGGACUAAAAAUUGAUUAAAUGCUUGACAAGUAAAAUCAUCUAGGCUGCUAUAAUAAUAGUAAUGCUGAUCUAAUCCCAUUUUUGUCACAAAAUGAACCUAAUUAGACAGAAGCUUUAGAUGUGUUUAAAAAGGGACUGGUUCCAGAAUCCAAUUGUCUUUGUACUUGUGUCAAGUGUUUACUUACUACUGAUCUAUUGAGCCUCAUAAUUCUACUUUUGAUUUUCAAAAUAUUAUUUAACUCCUGGCUAUGUAAGUUAUCUGAGAACACUAGAUGCAAAUGGAGCAUAGAAGAAGUAUGAAACUGCUAGGGAAACUUUAAGGAAAUUAAUUUAAAGUAAAAUAUUAAUUGUAUUUGUGAGAACACAUAUAGAAGUCAUGAGAUGCUCUCUAAAUAUCACAGAAUUUAACUUGUUUUGUCUUCUAACAGUUAAGAGUAAUAAAGAAGCCACA
Molecule: messenger RNA, 2034 nt
Organism: Antrostomus carolinensis (chuck-will's-widow)
Lineage: Eukaryota; Metazoa; Chordata; Aves; Caprimulgiformes; Caprimulgidae
Gene: CHST10
Product: carbohydrate sulfotransferase 10
Exons: 5
Coding region: 28-1116 (362 amino acids)
Biological process (GO): carbohydrate biosynthetic process; proteoglycan biosynthetic process
Cellular component (GO): membrane
Molecular function (GO): sulfotransferase activity
Source: RefSeq, a predicted model, not a curated record